AUGGAUUACGAUCGCUCGAAGGUUUUGGUUUUCGGCGCCGGGAACUUUGGCAGCUGUCUUGCUGAUCAUCUGGCCGACUCUUUUCAUACUGUCUAUCUCUGGUCCAGGGAUGAGAAGAUCGUGCGACAUUUCAAUCAAUAUCAUCGGAACCCCGAGUUCCUGCAGGACCAUGUCUUUCCCGAGUCGAUCACAGCAGUCGGUCCGGAGUUUCCGUCUGAAAGUAUCAUCAGACAUGUCGACGUGCUGCUGUUUGCCAUCCCUACUGAAGGUGUAAGGGAAACGCUCACUGCGUUAAAGCCGAGACUCGAUGAGAAAAACUUGCCGUUGUUGAUCUUUGUCAACAAGGGCAUUGAGAUCAGCACGCACGCGCUAACCUUGGAGAUCAUUGUCGACACUUGCGGACCUGACAUCGCCAAAGUCGCAGCGUUCAUCUCUGGACCAUCCUUCGCAAAAGAGAUUGUCGAACGGCAGCCGACAUCCGUUUCCGUGGCAUCCCUCUCCAAAAAACAUGCGGAGAGAGCAUCACAGUUGUUUCAUCAACCUUGGUUCCGUUGCUACACCGGUGAUGAUCCUAUUGGCGUGGAAUUGGCCGGUGCACUCAAAAACGUCUAUGCCAUCGCUGCUGGCAUGUCAGAUGGCCUUGGGUUCGAGAACAAUACCAGAGCCAUGCUCAUAACCCGCGGCUUGGCGGAGAUGUCGAGGAUCGGAACUGCGUACGGCGCAUCGCCGUUGACUUUUCUCAGCCUGGCUGGCGUCGGAGACCUCUUCCUCACUUGCAGCUCGUCGACGAGUCGUAAUUAUACGGUGGGAUAUCGUCUUGGGAAGGGAGAGAAACUCGACUAUAUCAUCGAGACAUUGGGCAGUGUCGCGGAAGGUGUCACGACUGCAAAGGCACUGCGUACUAUAAUAUCAAAAUUAGACGUGGCUGCUCCCAUUGCCACUGCCGUGUACGAAGUCUUGUACGAAGGCGGAGACGUGGCAGAGAAGGCGAAGCUUCUGAUGAAUCUGCCUCCCAUACGAGAGAUAGACUUGCCUGAUGGUGCUGGGAAGCCUGCGCAACAACUGUUGAAGAAACUUGAGUUGGACUCGGUAGAGUAUGAGACGACAUCAUCAUAA
Laetiporus sulphureus 93-53 is the source of this 1116-nucleotide messenger RNA. Its product is annotated as NAD-dependent glycerol-3-phosphate dehydrogenase. The transcript is spliced from 8 exons. The record is from RefSeq and is a predicted model, not a curated record. Gene Ontology annotation, biological process: glycerol-3-phosphate catabolic process; carbohydrate metabolic process. Lineage: Eukaryota; Fungi; Basidiomycota; Agaricomycetes; Polyporales; Laetiporaceae. Gene Ontology annotation, cellular component: cytosol; glycerol-3-phosphate dehydrogenase (FAD) complex. The coding region runs from base 1 to 1116 and encodes 371 amino acids. Gene Ontology annotation, molecular function: NAD binding; glycerol-3-phosphate dehydrogenase [NAD(P)+] activity.